AUGUCUAAUCCAGGGAAUAGGAAACGCCGCAUCGAGCGUGACAACUGCCGUGAAGCACUGUCCAAGCACAUUUAUGAUAUGCUAUCUGAUAGGAUUGCGCCCUCUGAUGUACGACUGCAACCAUCACCUAAAGAUGGUUACAAAUGGUCUUACAAGGAAUCAGAAAGCCACCUAUUCGAGAAGCCGCUGAGCGAAUCGUCAACAAAAACGUAUAUGGAGCUACAGAAAGCUCUUAAAAAAGGUGAUAUCAAAGCUACCCGGACACACAAUGAGUCCCCCGACACCGAAUGGAGGAAGCUCAAAGCAAGUUUAGAGGACGCUUGUAAAAGGGUAGCUGAGUUGGAGAGUGAGAACCAACAGUUAUACCAAGCUCUACAUAGACAGUCUGAGAGGUUAAGGUGCCUGCAGCGACGCUUUGCAGAAAAUAAAGGUCAACUUGAGAGUGCGCUAUAUAUGAUGGAGACAGUAAAGAAGGCCUUUGAUAGUGAUACCUCUGUAAUCGAAUGA
Messenger RNA from Aspergillus welwitschiae, 507 nucleotides. RefSeq lists its product as uncharacterized. The coding region runs from base 1 to 507 and encodes 168 amino acids. Lineage: Eukaryota; Fungi; Ascomycota; Eurotiomycetes; Eurotiales; Aspergillaceae. The transcript is spliced from 2 exons. The record is from RefSeq and is a predicted model, not a curated record.